UGAUUGGCUGAAGGCAGCCGUCCAUCAUGACGGACUCUGCGUUUCAUUGGUGGAAGACUAGCCGUCGUCCAGGACUCUCGCGGUACUGCUGCACGAAGAUGGCGGCCGAACUGGUGGAAGCGAUGAACAUGGUCAAAAGUUUCCGGGUCUCAGACCUGCAGACGCUGCUGGCCUCGAUGGGCCGCAGCAAAAGUGGGCUGAAACAGGACCUGGUGGGGCGCGCGCUGAGGCUAGUGCAGACCGAAUACAGCCCAGAGCUUCUGAAGAACGUCCGACAGCUCUAUGAGUCGCGGUUCCCCAAAACACCUGGCUGGCUUGCAGCACGGCGCCCAGAGAGCAUCCCAGUCGCCUACUCAUCCCUCAGCCCCUCCCCCAACGCCACCUCUCAGGGCGCAGACUACCUCAACGGCAUUUCCAAACCCAUACCCGCACCUGCAGCAGAGGUCAAGCUUGUUCCGCUGCCCUUCUACCAAACUUUGGAGACACUGCUGCCACCAACAGAGCUAAUUGCCCAGAACAAUGAAAAACUGCAGGACAGUCAGUGCAUAUUUGACUUAACACCAAACCAAGCAGACCAGAUCCGAAAUGCAAGUGAGCUUCGCCCUGGAAUCAGAUCAAUCCAGGUGGUUCUUAGAAUCUGUUACACAGACUCCAUCGGUGUUCAGGAAGACCAGUAUCCUCCAAACAUUGCUGUCAAAGUCAACCAGUCCUACUGUCACGUGCCGGGCUAUUACCCUUCUAAUAAGCCUGGCGUUGAACCCCGCCGUCCUUGUCGUCCUGUCAACAUCACUCCCUGGUUGCAUCUCUCAAAUGUCACCAACAGAGUCACUGUCACCUGGGGCAACUUCGGCAAGAGGUAUUCUGUGGCUGUGUAUUUAGUGAGAGUUUUCACUGCGUCAGACCUCUUCAGCCAACUCAAACUCUGCUCUGUUGAGAGUGCAGAGCGCUGUCGUGAACGUAUCCAAGACAAACUACGCUUUGACCCAGAGAGUGAAAUUGCAACCACAGGCCUCCGGGUUUCUCUCAUCUGUCCACUGGUGAAGAUGCGGCUCGGCGUGCCGUGUCGAGUUCUAACUUGUGCCCACCUUCAGUGUUUCGACGCAGUCUUCUUCCUGCAGAUGAACGAGAAGAAGCCCACAUGGACUUGCCCCGUCUGUGACAAGCCCGCUCCCUUUGAGCUGCUUACUAUCGACGGGCUGCUAUCUGAGAUUCUCAAAGAGACAAGUGAAGACAUCGAGGAGAUUGAGUACUUAACCGAUGGCUCGUGGCGACCCAUCAGAGACGACAAGGAGAGGGACAGGGAAAGAGAACGCAGCAGCUCGCCAGAGUAUCCUGUUGUUGAUAUAUGCAUUCCCGAAGCAAACGGUCACUCGCCGGCCCACAGCAGCACCAGCCUGACAGGCAAAUCCGGAAGCGGAUCAGUGGGGAUGGGAGGAGCUGCAGGAGGACCUGGUGUGGCACCAGGAGGAGGUGCGGUGGUAGAUCUGACUCUUGACUCCUCCUCUGAGGAGGAAGGGGGCGGGGCAGGGGGAGACAGUGAGGACACUGAGGACAGCGCCGACAGUCCCGCCCAAAAGAGGGGCCGAUACAACUAUGACAAGGACCUGGUCACUGCCUACUGACCCCGCGGCUCUGUCCCCCUCAUAGACUGACACACACACAGAGACAGAAAGGCAGGGGGCUAAACACCUGAGGACAGGAACACAGUAACACACUAGAUGCAACAACCUUCCUCUACGCCCCGAACGUCAGAGCCUUUUAGCAGCUCUGAGUCAUUUCCAGACAGACACACGCAAACAUGCACUGUUAAUGAAUCUUCAUUCUAGAGCGAUUAGGAUUCCUCUUUGUACUGUACACCACUGGAAGCAACUCUAACUCUUUUGGCCAACCGUCACCUGGCAGUGAAUAUCUGUAUCGUCCUGCCUCUACUAAAGAGACUGAAAGGGUCAAGCACCCCACCAUCACGGUUACCACCCCUCUUUUUCUCCUCUUUCUCUCCAGUCUUUCUCUCUCCACCACUGCAUCUCUCCUUGUAUUUGAUUCAGAACUACAGGCUCAUGGGUGUUCAAUGUUUGCAUCGCUGAUUUUUGUGAUGAACAGGCAAGUAAAAAAAAACAGAGGCUUCUCAGUAGUUUUUGGUAAACCGUCAAAAACGGCUAAAGUAAAGCAGCAGGAUUAUCAGGGCGACGAGGCAGAUAUCAGGAGUGUAAUGCAAACCUAAACUUCUCCUAUUUGUGACGUUUCUUUGUUCAGAGUAUGAAUUCAAAGCUUGAAAGGGUUUUUUCAGGAAUUUAUCCUUUUAAUAUUGAAAAAGCAGAACACAAUACUGGCCUCAAUGUGUGAAGCUUUCCAUUUUUAUUUUGUCCUUAGAUAAAAAGAGAACCUACCUCAGUCAUAAAAAGUGAGAGGACUGACCAGAGACUAGCUUAGGACAGCAGGGGAAAGAAGAAUUGAUGAGUCUUUUUGAAGCCAAUUUUUACACUGGAGAUUUUGUUGUUCCUACAUUUUAUGUGUGUUGGUUUGUGUUAUUUUUAAUUCCAUCGCUCCAUUUAGCUUUCUUCCCUCCGCAGCAAAAAAAAAAGGUCAUAUUGAGUUAAUUUGUGGAAAACAAAGCUAUAGGUAUCAGUAACGCAACAGUUGUGGGUGUAACUCGGCUUCUCUUUUAUAAAUUACUGCAGAAAUGUCGCUGUAAGAUGAUCUAUAAGUGAUGAUACGAUCAGCUUAACUCAUCAAAAGCACCGCACGGCUGAGUGCCAAAGCAGAUUUGAAGGAUUCACUGACAGGAUUGUUUUUUGUUUUUUUAGAUUUUGGUGCCUUUUAUGUUCAGUGGUAAAGAUCGGGGGAGCUGUUAGUUUAGUUUUCUUUUAAAAGGACAGAGAGGUGAAGAAGAUGGUUGUGGAACAGGAUUCAGAAGUGGCUGUCCUUCAAGUGAAUCUUAUUUCUUUAAUGUCUUCACAUUCUCUUAACAGUUGUUUCUAAUGAACCUACAUCACAUUUGACCGUACCUCUGUACAGACAGGAGCUGUUAGUUGUUUUUUUUUUAACAGGGACACCUCUGCUGCUGUGGUUUGCUUGUUUCGUUACGCUCGGUCCAGGCUCAUGGCUGUGCUGUUGACCAACGCUGCUUAUGUCCUUCCCUGUGAGUGAAUCCAACCUGGGUCAAAGCAGUGCUCAUAGUACUCUGCUACAUUGGUUUCAACAUGCCUGACACAACCAAACUUAAUGAAGUGUCAAUGAGUGCAACCCCACCAAGCUUAAAGUCAUUGAUUGGAUUACAAAUGGUCCUGUCUGGAACAAGUACAGCUGCUCCAACCAACAAUCCCCCUCGGCCUGCUUUCAGUGUAGAUAAGGUCACAUCUAUUUGCUGGAAUAGCAUAGGACAUUAAUUGCUACAUGCUGUGGACUCUCAAACUCAUACUCCCCUGCACCUGCACUAGUAUUGUCAGUAUGUGAUGGCUGCUCCUCAGAUGGAGAUACCUGUGCUGGUGAGUCGUCAGUGUUUUCUUUCGAGGUGAGAGGUGCUGCUGUGUCGCUAGAGCUGUUUGCACUUUCAUCUGAUUCCUCCUCCUGAGUUGAUGGCCCGUAUGUUUUAAAAGCCCUGACCGCUGUGAUCAGUUCUCCUCAACCAUCACAUGCAUGGGAAAAUGUGAAAGUAGAAGAGUAACAGAUCAGUUCUGCAUUGUGUGUUUCCCUCUCUCUUAUUGUCCUCUUAAGGCGGUAUGAUCAGCGCUGAGUCUGUUUGUCUUUUUACUCAGAUGCACAGGAACAUUUUCACAUUGAUCCAUCCAUCGGGUAGGGUUAAAGAUAGAUGGAGUUAAAUCUGGUCUUCCAUUUCUCUCCUCCUUUGACACUUUGACGUGAGUUACAAAAUCAAUAUACUGAUGAAAAAUGCUUGAUAAUUCUCACAAGUAGAUUGAUAGCACUUUGGCUGUAAUACAUCAGAGCCUGUCCCUGAAAUGGAUCCUGCAUAUGAGGUGCGUUCAAGCAAAAUAAUGUAAAGAUCUGCAAUUUGUAUUUGUAAGUAACAGCUAUACGUAUAAAAAUGACAUUGUUCAUUUGUCGAUAGGUAUAGAAGGUCAUAAUUUGAUAUCCAAACUUUUCUACCUUAUCAUAAAAGAUGAGAGGUGGUGCGGGUUGCUUCUGUGGAUCUGAGCCAGAGGAGUUGGCAGGUUGUCUGGGAGCUGGAGAGAGCUGAGGGUCUGGUCUUUUUUGUAGUGGCAUCUCUUCUUAUAAUAAUGCAUAAGGUAGCAUGGGCAGAGGCUUACAAUCCAUGAUGUAAAUGUUUUGUUUGUUGUGUUUUUUUAUAUGUUCAUAUUAAAAGACAAUAAAAUUUAAAUAAUAUUUUAUUAA
Molecule: messenger RNA, 4350 nt
Organism: Notolabrus celidotus (New Zealand spotty)
Lineage: Eukaryota; Metazoa; Chordata; Actinopteri; Labriformes; Labridae
Gene: pias4a
Product: protein inhibitor of activated STAT, 4a
Exons: 11
Coding region: 27-1622 (531 amino acids)
Biological process (GO): regulation of transcription by RNA polymerase II; protein sumoylation
Molecular function (GO): zinc ion binding; SUMO ligase activity; transcription coregulator activity
Source: RefSeq, a predicted model, not a curated record